This is a messenger RNA of Salvelinus namaycush (lake trout), 1806 nucleotides long. Its product is annotated as basic proline-rich protein-like. The record is from RefSeq and is a predicted model, not a curated record. The transcript has 4 exons. Bases 1 to 1806 code for a protein of 601 amino acids. Lineage: Eukaryota; Metazoa; Chordata; Actinopteri; Salmoniformes; Salmonidae.
AUGCCGGUUAACAGUGUACCUCCACCAGGCCUUUACACCACCGGGCCGUUCCACCACCGGGCCGUUCCACCACCGGGCCGUUCCACCACCGGGCCGUUCCUCCACCAGGCCUUUACACCAUCGGGCCGUUCCCACCACCGGGCCGUUCCUCCACCGGGCCUUUACACCAUCGGGCCGUUCCCACCACCGGGCCGUUCCACCACCGGGCCGUUCCUCCACCAGGCCUUUACACCAUCGGACCGUUCCCACCACCGGGCCGUUCCUCCACCAGGCCUUUACACCAUCGGGCUGUUCCCACCACCGGGCCGUUCCCACCACCGGGCCGUUCCUCCACCGGGCCGUUCCUCCACCAGGCCUUUACACCAUCGGACCGUUCCCACCACCGGGCCGUUCCUCCACCAGGCCUUUACACCAUCGGGCUGUUCCCACCACCGGGCCGUUCCACCACCGGGCCGUUCCUCCACCAGGCCGUUCCACCACCAGGCCGUCCCACCACCAGGCCGUUCCACCACCAGGCCGUUCCUCCACCAGGCCGUUCCACCACCAGGCCGUCCCACCACCAGGCCGUUCCACCACCAGGCCGUUCCUCCACCAGGCCGUUCCACCACCAGGCCGUUCCACCACCAGGCCGUUCCUCCACCAGGCCGUCCCACCACCAGGCCGUUCUUCCACCGGGCCUUUACACCAUCGGGCCGUUCCUCCACCGGGCCGUUCCUCCACCAGGCCUUUACACCAUCGGACCGUUCCCACCAUCGGGCCGUUCUUCCACCGGGCCUUUACACCAUCGGGCCGUUCCUCCACCGGGCCGUUCCUCCACCAGGCCUUUACACCAUCGGGCCGUUCCCACCACCGGGCCGUUCCACCACCGGGCCGUUCCUCCACCGGGCCGUUCCACCACCGGGCCGUUCCACCACCGGGCCGUUCCACCACCGGGCCGUUCCACCACCGGGCCGUUCCACCACCGGGCCGUUCCACCACCAGGCCGCUCCACCACCAGGCCGCUCCACCACCAGGCCGUUCCACCACCAGGCCGCUCCACCACCAGGCCGUUCCACCACCAGGUCGUUCCACCACCAGGUCGUUACACCACCAGGCCGUUCCUCCACCAGGCCGUUCCUCCACCAGGUCGUUCCUCCACCAGGCCGUUCCACCACCAGGCCGUUCCACCACCAGGCCGUUCCACCACCAGGCCGUUCCUCCACCAGGCCGUUCCACCACCAGGCCGUUCCACCACCAGGCCGUUCCACCACCAGGCCGUUCCUCCACCAGGCCGUUCCACCACCAGGCCGUUCCUCCACCAGGCCGUUCCUCCACCAGGCCGUUCCACCACCAGGCCGUUCCACCACCAGGCCGUCCCACCACCAGGCCGUUCCUCUCUUGACGUCAAAGCCACAAUGGGGAACUCGUCCCUCUCCCUCCUCCCCCUCUCCUCUGGACGGAACUAGUCCCUCUCCCUCCUCCCCCUCUCCUCUCAGGGGGUACUCGGCCCUCUCCCUCCUCACCCUCUCCUCUCAGGGGGUACUCGGCCCUCUCCCUCCUCCCCCUCUCCUCUCAGGGGGGGGUACUCGGCCCUCUCCCUCCUCACCCUCUCCUCUCAGGGGGUACUCGGCCCUCUCCCUCCUCACCCUCUCCUCUCAGGGGGAACUCGUCCCUCUCCCUCCUCCCCCUCUCCUCUCGGCGGAACUAGUCCCUCUCCCUCCUCCCCCUCUCCUCUCAGGGGGGGGUACUAGUCCCUCAGACCUCACCCUCUCCUCUCGGCGUAACUCGUCCCUCUCCCUCCUCCCCCUCAGCUCUCGGCGGAACUAG